AGGUUCGAUUUGAACCAGAUUGAGCGGUGGCUGGUGAGAGGGGAAUGAGUGGCGGAAAGUUUUGCCUUUUUUCUUGGAGUUCGUACGUGGGAACGCUAGGGAGAUGCCGGUUGGUUUUCCUGUUGGAUUCUGAGUUUGCGGGUCGCAGGAGCCUAACUGGCCCUGGGCCCAUGUACUGUCCCACGGCCUCGCGAAAAGCCAGCGGUCGACCGGAUGCUGUUUCCCAGUUCGCGAGCCCCUCGGUUUGUGGAGCCCGAGGGCCGGGCCGCCUAGGCGCGGGAGCUAGUGAGGAGGGGGGUUCAGCCUCAGAAGAAAACCGUCACCACACUCAUGGCGGGGAUUUUGUGCUCAAUAGUUCAGAGGCCCCCAGGCAGACUCCAAAUGAUGACAAAAGGUAUGGAGUCUCUUAUUUACAUGGAUUGGAUUCGUCACAAAUUUACCAAGUCAAGAAUUCCAGAUAAAGUAUUUCAGCCUUCACCUGCAGAUCAUGAAAAAUAUGGUGGGGAUCCACAGCAUCCUCAUAAACUGCAUAUUGUUACCAGAAUAAAAAGUACAAAAAGACGUCCAUACUGGGAAAAAGAUACAAUAAAGAUGCUUGGACUAGAAAAAGCACAUACUCCUCAAGUUCACAAGAAUAUCCCUUCAGUGAAUGCAAAACUGAAAGUGGUUAAACAUUUGAUAAGGAUCAAGCCCCUGAAGUUACCCCAAGGACUUCCAGCAGAGGAGGACAUGUCCAACACGUGCCUCAAGAGCACUGGGGAAUUAGUGCGGUGGCAUCUAAACCCCAUAAACCAAGAAGCAGUUAAGUCCUAAGGCUGGAGCAGUUUCAUAUUAAGAAAUGUAAAUCAUUGUGUUCUCAUUAAAAUAUAUUUUAAAUACUAGUCCUUUUCACUGGCUAAACAUGGUGUGAUUCUUCCUUAUAUAGGCUUGAGAUUCAGUGCAGAGGACUGUAGUGGAAGGGAGGGGAAACUGAAGGGAAAGAAAUCAGGGAGACAACCCAUGAGACUCUUAACUCUAAGAAACAAAUGGAGGGCUGCUGGGAGGGAGCUGGGUAGGGAAUGGGUUAACUGGGUGAUGGGCAUUAAGGGGGGGCAUGUGAUGUAAUGAGCCACUGGUGUUAUAUGCAGCUGAUGAAGAACUGAACUCUGCAUCUGUACAUCAAUGAUGUACUUUAUGUUGGCUAAUGGAAUUUAAAUUUUAUUUUAUUUAGUUUUUUUAAAAGAUUUUAUUUAUUUAUUUAUUUGACAGAGAGAGAUCACAAGUAGGCAGAGAGGCAGGCAAAGAGAGAGAGAGAGGAAAGCAGGCUCCCUGCUGAGCAGAGAGCCCGAUGGGGACUCGAUCCUAGGACCCUGAGAUCAUAACCUGAGCCGAAGGCAGCAGCUUAACCCAGGCGCCCUGGAAUUUAAAUUUUAAAAAAAGAUUUAUUUAUCUAUUAGAAAGAACAGGGAGGAAGGGCAGAGGGAGAGAGAAUCUCAAGCAGACUCCCCACUGAGUGUGGAACCCAACAAGGUACUCAGUCCUUUGACCCUGAAAUCAUAACCUGAGCCAAAACCAAGAGUCAGAUGCUCAACCAACUGCUUCACCCAGGCACCCCAGGUAUCAUUAAUUACUUAGCUUGAACAGUUCUAAUUCAACAGUUAUUGAAUAUCCUAUAAGUGUAAAUCCUAGAGGGGCUAUAAAGCCAAAGGACACUAAACAACUUCAGGGAGCUCAUUCUCAUUAGAGAGACCUCUGUGCUACAACAAAAUGUGUCCUUGCUGCAGGCAGGUUGAGGAUAGCUGUGUAAGUAAAAGCUCAUCACUGCCAGGUUUUUGUUUUGUUUUGUUUUUACCAUUUCUUUCACUGUACUAAUAUUAGUGUUGUUUAAAAUGGGGAAAAGAACAUUGGUUAAUUUUUACCCAAAGAGUCUAAUAAACUUUUUUUUUAAAAAAAAGAUUUAUUUAUUUGAGAGAAUACGAGCCACAGGAGGGGCAGAGGAAAAGAGAGAAUCCUUAAGAGAGAGAAUCCUUAAGCAGUCUCCUUGCUGAGUGCAGAGCCCAAUGUGGGGCUUGAUCUUACGACACUGAGAUCAUGACCUGAGCUGAAAUCAAGAGCUGGAUGCUCAACAAGCUGAGUCACCCAGGCACCCCUGGCUCUAACGUUAAGGACCAUACCAGUUCUCUCAUUCUCCUCUACCCCUCAGCUUAGGCACAGAGAUACCUGCUGAGGGCAGAUCACCUGGCCACUGGCUCCUUAGUGCAUUUUGCUCCAAAGCCAUGCUCCUGCACUCUGAUGCAGCUGCCCUUCAGGGUCAAACCUGCACCUUCCCCAGAGGAUCAAUGCAGAUCCCCACCAUGCCAGAUCCCUAAAGUUUAGAAUUUUAAACUUAGUCAUCCUGACUGGGAUAGAGCCCGAAGUACACUAUGCUGCUCAAGUGGGCAAGCAACCGAGACACAGUGAAAACAGCGACCUGAAAAACACCUACAACACACAAUGAUAAAUUAUUUGCUCAGGGACUGCUUCCCUGAUAGCAGUGAGCAUGUACUCUCUUUUCCAGGAAUAAAGGAGCUAGCUUCCCCACACCUAAACAUAAACCAUCUUCAGUUAACAACACAAUAUUGGAUGCUUAAAUUGCUUACACAAAAACCUGCUGCCCUGCCCUCUGCUGUUACUGCUUUCCCCAGGCAAGUGUGUCUGAGAACCAGCACAUUGGCCCCUCCCUCAAAAGACCAGCACAAACACCUGCAUAUACCAAGUCUACUGAUCAUAGGGUACUGUGAAAAUUCAGCUCUAGUGGGAAUAGCUUCAUGUCUCUUUUAACAAGCAGACCAGAGUACACCUAGUUAAUACUCUGGCCAAGGUCCAAACAAACCACUGCAGACAAAAAGCCCUGCAGAGAACUGACCUGAGGGAGAGAGGAACUGUAACACAGCAGCAGAGUACACACAGCAUACACACACAGACAUUUCCUAAAGCACCAGGUCCCUGAACAUUAUACGACCUCUUUAUAAAGCUAUUACUGUCAGGACCAGGGAACAUAAUAGGCUUCCUAACACACAGUAGAAGACAGAGACCUAUACAAAGUGGCAAGAUGGAGGAAUUUAUCCCAAAAGAAAGAACGACCAGGGUUCUAAAGAUACAAGUAAUACGCCUGAUCUAGAAUUUAAAACAAUCAUAAGGAUACAAGCUGGACUUGAGAAAAGCUUAGAAGACAUGAGGGGGCCCCUUUAACACAGAGAUAAAAGAGCUUAAGACCCAUCAGACCAAAAUGAAAAAUGCAAUAACUGAGAUUCAAAACUGACUGGAUAUAAUGACCACAAGGAUGGAAGAAGCAGAGGGAUGAAUAAGUGAUACAGAAGAUAGAAUUAUGGAAAAUAAACUGAUCAAAAGAGAAAGGAAAAUCUUGGAUCAGAAAGUGGAAUUGGGGAACUCAGUGUUUCCAUGAAACAUAGUAACAUUUCUAUCAUAGGAGUCCCAGAAGAAGAAAAUAGAAAAAGGGAGCAGAAUGUUUAUUUGAGGAAAUUAUAGCUGGAAACUUCCCUAAUCUGGGAGAGAAAACAGGCUUCCAAAUACAGGAAGCACAGAAAACUCACAUCAGAAUCAAAAGUAGGCCAAUGCCAAGACAUAUAGAUAAAUUUGCAAAAUAUAAAGAAAAAAUCCUAAAAGCUGCAAGACAAAAGAAGUCCCUAACUUACAAGGGAAGACAAAGGUAGCAGCAGAUCUUUCCACAGAAAAUUGGCAGGCCAGAGAAGACACAUUUUAGACAAAGACACCUGCAAAUUGAAAGUGAGGGAAGGGAGUAACAGUUUACGUGGCAAUGGAUGUCAAAAGAAAGCCAGAGUAACAAUACUUCUAUCAGACAAACUAGAUUUUAAACCAAAGACUGUAAUAAGAGAUGAAGAACAGCACUGUAUCAUAAUAAAGGGGUCAUUCCCGGGCACCUCGGUGGCUCAGUUGUUAUGUGUCUGCCUUCAGCUCAGUCAUGGUCUCAGGGUCCUGGGAUUGAGCCCCGUGUCAGGCUCCUUGCUCAGUGUGAAACCUCCUCCCACUCCCCCUGCUUCUGUUCCCUCUCUUGCUGUGUCUCUCUCUCUCAAAUAAAUAAAUAAAAUCUUAAAAAAAAAAAAAUAGAGGGGUCAUUCCAACAAGAUCUAACAAUUGUAAAUAUUUAUGCCCCCAAAUUGGGAGCACACAAAUAUAUAAAACAAUAACAUAAAGGAAUUUAUUGAUGAUACAAUAAUAGUAGGGGUCUUUAACACCCCAAUUACAUUAAAGAAUGGGUCAUCUAAGCAGAAAAUCAACAAGGAAACAAUGGCUCUGAAUGACACACUGAACCAGAUGGACUUAACAGUUUUAUUCAGAACAUUUCAUCCUAAAGCAGUAGGAUACACAUUCUUUCCAAGUGCACAUAGGACCUUCCUCAGAAUAGAUCACAUAUUAGGUCACAGGUCAGGCCUCAAUUAAUACAAAAGUAUUAAGGACACACCAUGCAUAUUCUCCAGCCACAAUGCUAUGAAACUUGGGUCAACCACAAGAAAAAAAAUUGGAAAGACCACAUAUACACGGAGGCUAAAAAACAUCUUACUGAAGAAUGAAUGAGUCAACUAGGAAAUUAAGAAAUUUAAAAAAAAAAUAUGGAAAUAAAUGAAAAUGAAAACACAACAGUCCAAAACCUUUGGGCUGCAGCAGUCAUAAUGCAGCAGUAGUCAUAAGAGAGUAAUAUAGGCCUACCUCAGAAAAGCAAGAAAAAUCUUAAAAACAAUCUAACCUCACAUCUAGAGGAGCUAGAAAAAGAAUAAAUGAAGGCUAAAGCCAGCAGAAGAAAGGAAAAGCAGAGCUGCAGGCAUCACAAUUCUGGACUUAAAGUUAUAUUACAAAACUAUAUAUAGUUACCAAGACAGUAUGGUAUUGGCACAAAAACAGACAUAGAUCAAUGGAAGAGAAGAGAAAACCCAGAGAUAAACACAACUAUAUGAUUAACCAAUCAAAUGUUUUAAAUGAUUUUUUAAUUUUUAAAUUGAAGUAUAAUUGACAUAUAACAUUGUGUAACUUUAAGGUGUACCAUGUGUUCAUUUGAUACAUUUAUAUAUUGUCAUACUGUUGCCUAUUGUAUAAUGUCCUAUGAUUACCACUGUAACAUUAGCUAACACCUAUGUCAUGUCUCAUUAAGUAUCAUUUUGUGUGUGUGUGGUGGAAACAAUAAAGAUCUAGAACUCUAA
This is a messenger RNA of Mustela lutreola (European mink), 5195 nucleotides long. It is a transcript of the gene MRPL30, whose product is annotated as mitochondrial ribosomal protein L30. Gene Ontology annotation, biological process: translation. Gene Ontology annotation, molecular function: structural constituent of ribosome. The transcript has 6 exons. Gene Ontology annotation, cellular component: large ribosomal subunit; mitochondrion. The record is from RefSeq and is a predicted model, not a curated record. Lineage: Eukaryota; Metazoa; Chordata; Mammalia; Carnivora; Mustelidae. Bases 331 to 813 code for a protein of 160 amino acids.